AAAUAGCGAGAAAUUCUUUUUGGGGUUUAGAGGAGAAGAAGAGCAGAGAGUAGCGCCUCUUCUGCUGCGUUCUGGUUCUGGACACAAUUACACUCUGUCUGCACCCUGCAAUGGUUUCGCUAUCGACAUGGUUUCGCUAUAUUGCCCACAAAAUCGAUUACUCCGUCUCCCUCGGCUUGAAGAACUAUAAAGGAGGUCUCAUUUCAGACAAAGAGGCAAGGGACAUUAUUUGGAAAAACUUCUUUCAAGGAAGGAUGACGUACUUGCACUGGAAUAAAGGAGAGGAGAUGGCCCCUGCUAUUGAUGGAAAAUCGGUAACUCUUGUUCGGAACUUGCCAACUGCAGACCCAACGCGUGUUUUUGUAGGAGAUGUUGUGGUUUUGAAGGAUCCUGAGAAGCCAGAUAACUACCUAGUCAGAAGAUUAACUGCGAUUGAAGGUUAUGAAAUGGUUUCUACUGAUGAAAAUGAUGAACCCUUUACUCUUGAGAAGGACCAAUGCUGGGUUGUAGCUGAAAAUGAAAAAUUGAAAGCGAAGCAGGAAGCGAAUGAUAGUCGAACAUUUGGUCCAGUUCAGAUGACAGACAUCGUAGGCAGAGUCAUAUAUUGCCUGCGAAGCGCUGUAGACCAUGGCCGUGUACAAAACAGUUAUUUUGGCAUGCGAAAGGAUACACCAGUGUUGGAAGUGGAACUUGAUGUUGAUGAGAUGGCAAAGAGUCACAAAGCCUGAGCUUUUUGUCCCGGGAAGCACUAACUACUUUACUUUAUGCAUUCCCUAGUUUCUUCUUGUGGAUUUUCCUUGAAGCACAGAUGAAGAAUAAAGUAGAUGAUUUUUAAAUUGUUGCAAUGGGAUGGUGAUGUUAUAUGGCUAUCCUUUGCACUGCAUCUUAGGCGAUUGGUUCGUUCUUCCCAACACGAACAUGAUUGUAAGCUAAGUUCAAGCAAGAACUAUUCGUAAGUCAUUGAUUUGGCUCUAAAAUUGACUAAAUUUUGGUCUAUAUGUUAAAGACCACAAAAGGCUGCACCAUUAGAUUUAUCAUGGUUUCAGGUAUUUUCUAUUCCUUUUUUGCUCGAUGACAAUUACGUAGAAUUGUGAAGUCCCAGUGUGAUUGGGCUCACGUUUUGAAUUUCAAGGGGAUACUGUUUGAUAUCUGUUUUCUCUAGUCAGUCAGCUUAUGAAAAGAACGUUCCAGUUAAAA
Vigna radiata var. radiata (mung bean) is the source of this 1197-nucleotide messenger RNA. RefSeq lists its product as uncharacterized. The coding region runs from base 111 to 728 and encodes 205 amino acids. NCBI's taxonomy places the organism in Eukaryota, Viridiplantae, Streptophyta, Magnoliopsida, Fabales, Fabaceae. The transcript is spliced from 5 exons. The record is from RefSeq and is a predicted model, not a curated record. Gene Ontology annotation, molecular function: serine-type endopeptidase activity.